AUGUUGAAGACCUACAAGAGUUCCUUCAAGCAGAAUAUUACACCAGUCAAUUUAGACCAGUAUGUACCUAAGGUUGAAUUGAAAGAAUAUCUGAAGAUAAAUGAUACAAUAUAUAAGAUUGACAGCAAAGCUGAGAAUGGCAUUACUUUCUCACGCGUCCUUGAUCACAAGUAUUCUGAUACCCUGAAAAGGAUGGAUCCUGAUCACUUGGUAGCAUUGGUGACAGAAGUUAUUCCCAAGUAUUCCUGUUUGGUAUUUUGUCCCACUAAGAAGAACUGUGAAAAUGUAGCAGAAAUGAUAUGCAAAUUUUUAAGCAAGGAUUAUCUGAAACACAGAGAAACAGAGAAGUCUGAGGUGCUGCAGAACUUGAAGACUAUCAGCAGUGGCCAUCUGUGUCCCAUUUUGAAACGCACCAUUCCAUUUGGAGUUGCCUAUCACCACAGCGGCUUAACGAAUGAUGAGCGGAAACUCUUGGAGGAGGCUUACUCCUCUGGCACUCUAUGCCUCUUCACUUGCACAUCCACGCUAGCAGCCGGAGUCAACCUACCAGCUCGAAGAGUUAUUUUAAGAGCCCCCUAUGUUGCAAAGGAAUUUUUAAAGAGGAACCAGUAUAAACAGAUGGUUGGCAGAGCUGGCCGUGCUGGAAUAGAUGCUGUUGGGGAGAGUAUCCUUAUAUUGCAAGAAAAAGACAAACAACAGGUAUUGGAAUUAAUACACAGACCAAUGGAAAACUGUUAUAGCCAUCUUGUUCAAGAUUUCACCAAGGGAAUUCAAAGUUUGUUUCUCUCUUUGGUUGGUUUGAAGAUUGCAACAAAUCUUGGUGCUAUAUAUCACUUUAUGAGCGGUACCUUUUUUGGUGUUCAGCAGAAGAUUUUGUUAAAAGAAAAAAGUCUCUGGGAAAUAACCAUUGAAUCACUUAAACUCCUGGUAGAAAAAGGACUUCUACAAAAAGAUACUGUUUUAACAGAAAAAGAACUUUUACAAAAGGACACUAUUAAUAAGUACGAAGAAUUCAAAUAUAAUUUUCAAAUUACAAAGUUGGGAAUAGCUUCUUUCAAGGGUGCCAUCGAUUUGGCUUACUGUGACAUUCUCUACAAAGAUUUAAAGAAAGGUCUUGAAGGACUUGUGCUUCACAGUCUCUUUCAUCUAAUCUACCUCACAACUCCCUAUGAUAUGGUUUCUCAGUGUAACCCUGACUGGAUUAUAUAUUUCAAUCAGUUUAACCAACUCAAUCCAGCAGAGCAAAAGGUAGCCACUAUCAUCGGAGUCUCUGAAAGCUUUAUUGGGAAGAAAGCAUCAGGCCAAGUUAUCAGGAAGAAGGUGGACAAGGAUAUUGUCAACAGACUGUACCUGUCUAUUGUCCUGUAUACUUUGUUGAAAGAGACCAAUAUUUGGACGGUUGCUGAAAAGUUUAAUAUGCCUCGAGGAUAUAUACAAAACCUUCUUACUGGAGCAGCUACCUUCUCAUCCUGUGUGUUACAUUUUUGUGAGGAACUUGAGGAGUUUUGGGCUUACAGAGCCCUUUUGGCUGAACUUACCAAAAAGUUGACUUACUGUGUAAAGGCUGAGCUAAUUCCUCUCAUGGAAGUAACUGGAGUUUUAGAGGGUCGAGCAAGGCAGUUAUACAGUGCUGGUUAUAAAAGUCUAGUGCACUUAGCUAAUGCAAAUCCUGAAGAUCUAAUAAGGACAAUUGAUCAUUUGUCAAGACGCCAGGCCAAGCAAAUUGUUUCAUCAGCAAAGAUGUUGUUACAUGAAAAAGCAGAGGCUUUGCAAGAAGAGGUAGAAGAAUUAUUGAAAUUGCCUUCUGAUUUACCUGACAUGCUGAGCUCUUCCAUUGGAAAGGCAUGAAACUAUCUGAUGAACAUUCCCAAAUAUGAAUUUAUCUCACAAAUGUUUUCUUAAAGACUCCCUAUUUUUUU
This is a messenger RNA of Suncus etruscus (white-toothed pygmy shrew), 1919 nucleotides long. RefSeq names its product helicase, POLQ like (gene HELQ). NCBI's taxonomy places the organism in Eukaryota, Metazoa, Chordata, Mammalia, Eulipotyphla, Soricidae. The transcript is spliced from 13 exons. The record is from RefSeq and is a predicted model, not a curated record. Bases 1 to 1848 code for a protein of 615 amino acids.